This is a messenger RNA of Rhipicephalus microplus (southern cattle tick), 2121 nucleotides long. Its product is annotated as E3 ubiquitin-protein ligase RNFT2. The record is from RefSeq and is a predicted model, not a curated record. Gene Ontology annotation, molecular function: ubiquitin protein ligase activity. Gene Ontology annotation, biological process: positive regulation of ERAD pathway. Lineage: Eukaryota; Metazoa; Arthropoda; Arachnida; Ixodida; Ixodidae.
GAGCCGCUGCGGUACGACGACGGUGCAGCUGCUCGCGCUAGCGUCCGAGCCGAUCACUGCUGCGAAUUUGCCUACACCGCAAUCAGUCGAUGUCAUCACCGAGUCGGGUCACGAAGACCGACAGCGUCCAUUCGGCAGUUCUCUGAUCAGGCCAAAUUCCAGCACCGUAAGCGCAGCGGUAACACCCGUGCACGAAGCUUUCCGAAUAGCAGUGUGUCCAAUGUGGACGCGCAUAGCGCUAUCAGCGUCGGGUGACGCUACACAACGCUCCUCGCGGCAUGCAUGUUUAGUGUAGACCACUGCUGUUCGAUAUCGUCUCGUCACCUCCGUAACACCUACGUGAAUCAAGCUGGAACCGUCGCAAAAUCCGCCGGUUUCCGUCCACGGCACGCCCCAGCCAAGCACCAGUAGUGCUGGUCGAUCUUCUCCUGACAACAGAGAGGAAGCCAUGGCAGAAGGGGGGCCCAGUGGCGAAGGCCGGACCGGCAAUGGUGCGUUGCAUCGUGUGCUCGGUUGGUCCUCUGUAGCUCGCUCGUACAGUGCUGAGCGAGGUUCAAGAAACUUGCGGCGUGACAUUCAUCAGGUUCUCAUGGGCCUGACCCCUCUGAUCGAGCAGUCUUCUCUGAACAUCCAGCCGUCACAACUUUGGCGACAGGCGCAGCAACACUACGAGCAUCCACGCACACCCAGUUCUCAGAGCAUGGCUUCGUCUUCUUCAUCGGCCCAAAUGAAUGCAGGUGCAGGAUCAUCAUUUGUGAUCAACAUGGAGCAAGAUGCCUCGCCAACACCUCCAUUGCCUAACACCCGCAGCUCAUCCGACGUGGCCACUGGAAUGGCACCUGGAACACCGCCGUCCAGCCCACCCCGGGCUGACACUGGCACUGGUACAGAUGACGGGGUGGCCGCCACACCCGAGGUUCGGGCCUUCCUCACGCUCAUGGACAAGUACGUCACCUUUGUGCUGAUUCUGCUCCUCAAGCUGGCGUUUGAUCAUCGUGUGGGUGUUCUAGCAAUCCUUGGACUCUUCAUCACAUUUUGCCAUGCCAACUCUGUAAUCAAGCGCGAGGUCGGCAAACAGGCGAAGCGCCAGUUUAGCAGCCUGCUCAUUGUGGUCACCAACCUGUGCACCUGCGUCUGCUUCGUCUACUUCCUACUUGCUGACAAAGGCCUAGCCUAUGCGCUCAUCCUGGUUCCCCCGUACAGCCAGCCCAUUGGUGGACUGGAAGUGGUGUGGAUCGUGGUGGUCACCGACUUUGUGCUCAAGCUGAUCACCAUUUUCGUGAAGGCGGUGAUCGUGGCUCUUCCCGCCUGCCUUUCUUCUUUCCCGAGACGAGGCCGCUACUACCUGUUUGUAGAAUGCUGCUCCCAGCUGUACCGAUCAGUGAUGCCUAUGCAGCACUGGCUGUAUUACUUCUCGGAGUCGUACACUGGUGCGGGCAAGUUGUUCAGCAUGGUCCUCUCUGGUGCAUACCUCCUCUGCAAGUGUGCAGAUGUUGUCUCCAAGACCAGAGCUUGGAAAAGAGGUCUCAUUCAAGCUCUGUCAAAUGUGAAUUAUGGCCGUCCGCCUACAUCAGAGCAAACUAAAGCAGUUGGUGACACGUGCCCAAUCUGCCAGGAUGACUUCAAGCGGCCAACAAUGCUGAUGUGCAAUCACAUUUUCUGCGAAGAGUGCGUGUCAGUGUGGUUCGACCGAGAACGGACGUGUCCUAUGUGCCGAGCGCAGAUUGCAGACGACCCGACAUGGCGCGAUGGCUCAACCACAUUCCUUAUUCAAGUGUUCUGAACUGGGACCAGGCACCUUAGUAGUAAAUGAAGGAAAAAAAAGAAAGACUGAAGAAAAGAUGCAAAAUGACUGUAGGAACUCCCCCACCUUGUGUGCAAUCAACACCUUCAAUGUGGUUGCAUAUUUUUCUGUGCUGUAUCCCUUUGCCAAGCCUCACUUCAGUGACUGAGCAAGAAGGAAAAAAAAACAAAUUUUUGGUGUUUUGUCAUCAAGAGGCCUCCCCCCUCGUUUGACUGUUGCUUGUGUGUGUGCAUGGUGAUACACAUACAUGCUGUGCGAUGCUAAUGGUGACAGGGCACAUGUGGAAUCUAAUCAAUAAAGAAUUUAUGGCCACUGUU